This is a messenger RNA of Biomphalaria glabrata, 9119 nucleotides long. RefSeq lists its product as uncharacterized. NCBI's taxonomy places the organism in Eukaryota, Metazoa, Mollusca, Gastropoda, Planorbidae. Gene Ontology annotation, biological process: positive regulation of apoptotic process; intracellular signal transduction; protein phosphorylation. The record is from RefSeq and is a predicted model, not a curated record. Gene Ontology annotation, molecular function: ATP binding; protein serine/threonine kinase activity. The coding region runs from base 313 to 2697 and encodes 794 amino acids. Gene Ontology annotation, cellular component: nucleus. The transcript is spliced from 7 exons.
UAUAUUUAUUAUUGACCAUAUGAAAACAAUGGAUGCAUUUGGGGCUUUUUUCCGCUCAAGAGAAUAUUGAGUACAAGUUAGUGAAAUAAAUGAAAAAAAUGUCUGAUGUUGACUCUACAGUCAGAGAUGACAUUUAUGUUUCUUCUUAUGAAUAUAGUAUUGAUGGUAACAGGAGUACACCAUGGUGAUAAAAAAAAAUAAAAAAUUUAACAGUUACACAAAAAUUCACUUUUUGUUCUUCUAGGAUUACCAAGCUCAAGAAAUGUUUAAGCAAUGACAAAAAAAGCUUGGAAUACUUAGAACUUUUUUACCAUGAAUGGUCUAAGUCCUGGAAAAUAUGUACCAAGCAGUCCCAUUUGUACUGACCCUUUUAGUAGCAAGUACUCUGUUCAGGAAGACAUUGGCAGAGGAAAAUUUGCUGUUGUAAAAAGAUGUAUCAAUUUAGAAACUGGGGAGGUGGUGGCAGCCAAGUUUAUUCGCAAGAGACGUAAAGGGAAAAGCUGCAGAGAAGAGAUCCUGAGAGAGGUGGUUAUGCUGGAGCUAGCCAUGGCCCACCCUCGACUUGUCUCCCUGAGAGAAGUUUUUGAAACACAGAGUGAAUUGAUACUUGUCACUGAGUAUUGUUCAGGGGGUGAGCUGUUUAAUGAGUGUGUUAUCAAUCAAUCUUUUAAAGAAGAUGAUGUGAGAAGACUGCUUGUACAAAUUCUGGAAGGAUUAGCUUAUUUACAUGACAAAAACAUUGUUCAUCUUGACCUGAAGCCUCAAAAUAUUUUACUAACGAAACCAUUUCCUGGAGGAGAGGUUAAGAUAUGUGACCUUGGCUUUGCCUGCUUGACCAAUACUGGAGAAGAUAUUCGUGAUAUUAUAGGGACACCAGAUUAUGUUGCUCCUGAAGUCUUGGAUUAUGAGUCACUUAAUAUACAAACAGAUAUGUGGAGCUUGGGAGUACUGACCUAUGUAAUGCUGACCACCUGCUCACCUUUUGCUGGAGAUAAUCAACAAGAAACAUUCUGUAACAUUACACAGGUGAAACUUGACUUCCCAGAUGAUCUGUUUGGUCACAUCAAUCCAUUGGCUAAAGACUUUAUAGAAAAACUACUUGUGAAGAAACCACGUGAUCGCAUGACAGCCAGACAGUGUUUGGAUCACCUUUGGCUUAAAGACUUAAAACAAACUAUGUCGAUAAAUGUCCCUAGUCCUGAUCAUACUAAGGAGUUAGCCAGUGAAAUGGCCAUACCAAGUAAUUGGCACAUGUCACCUGACCGAAGGUCCAGUACAUCUGAAAUCGAGGUUGGCCAAGCUGCAAACAUUUUUCCAGGGCCAUCUUCCACUUUGAGGCUAAGUGAAGAGAAGGAUUUAAUUAGUAAGACUCUGUCCCACAUAGAGAUAGACAGAAGUAGCUCCACAUCUUUUGAAACCUGCCCAGAGAGCAUUUAUGGCAGUCCACAGAAAAUAUCCUCAGAAACUUUAUUUGUUGAUAGUUUGCAAAAUUUAUCAGCAGUGGAUAAUCUCCACACCCUGUCUACUGAUGUUUAUAAACAGGCCAUUAGUGAAUCAAUAAGCAGUGACUUUUAUAACAAUCUUGCACAAAUCGAAACCAGCAGGACUUUGUCCAUUUCAGAAAAUGGAUUGAAAAAUAGUUAUGAGUUUUGUUCAGCAAGCAGUUUUAUUCCAUUUGAUGCCAUACCUUCUGAUGUUAGCUUAUCUGCCAGUUGUCUUUUAGAUAAGUUCAACCAUCAUUCUGCUGCAGCAAUUUGCCAUUCAGAUAAAGUUAGUCAUUAUACAGAUCCAGUCAGUUUUCAUAAAGAUAAAAUUAGUCAUCAUUCAGAUCCAGUAAGUAGUCAUUUGGAUAAAGUUUGCCAUCAUUCAGAUCCAGGUAUUUGUAAUUUGGAUAAAGUUAGCCAAUAUUCAAAUCCAGGUAUUUGUCAUUUGGAUAAAGUUAGCCAUCAUUCAGAUCCAGCCAGUUGUCAUUUGGAUAAAGUUAGCCAUUAUUCAGAUCUAGCCAGUUGUCAUUUGGAUAAAGUUAGCCAUUAUUCAGAUCCAGCCAGCUGUCAUUUGGAUAAAGUUAGCCAUCAUUCAGAUCCAGCCAGCUGUCAUUUGGAUAAAGUUAGCCAUCAUUCAGAUCCAGCCAGCUAUCAUUUGGAUAAAGUUAGCCAUCAUUCAGAUCCAGUCAGCUGUCAUUUGGAUAAAGUUAGCCAUCAUUCAGAUGCAGUCAGCUGUCAUUUGGAUAAAGUUAGCCAUCAUUCAGAUCCAGGUAUCUGUCAUUCAGAUAAAGUUAGCCUUUAUUCAGAUAAAGUUAGCCUUCAUUCAGAUAAAGUUAGCCAUCAUUCAGAUGCAGUCAGCUGUCAUUUGGAUAAAGUUAGCCAUCAUUCAGAUCCAGGUAUCUGUCAUUCAGAUAAAGUUAGCCAUCAUUCAGAUAAAGUUAGCCUUCAUUCAGAUAAAGUUAGCCAUCAUUCAGAUCCAGCCAGCUGUCAUUCAAAAGCAGUUCAUGACAGUAACAAAAUGGAAGUGCUGAACAAAAGAAUGUCCAUGGAGAUACCGACAAAAAAGGCCAAAUGUUUACAGGACAUGGACGAUGCUGCACCUGAUGGCAAUGUUCCUCUUGCUCAUCCAGAGCAAUCAGAAGCAGAUGCUUAUCUCAGAGAACAAGAUAUACAUGACUGCAAUGGCCUUGAUGAUGUUAGAAAUUCAGUUUAAUCUUAAGUGCCUAAGAAUAUCUUUACUAUCUAAUACUUUGGCUGUGUUGUUAUAAUUGUAUUUGUUUUUUGUUUAGGUUUUUACAAUCAUUGGACACUUUUUUUUUUCAAUGUAUUUAUUGAAAUUAUUUUUGUUCCUAUGUUUUGAUGAUGUUUUUAUACUCUUAACAAAUAAGUGAUAUUAUAAGUUUUUAUUCACUAAAAAUAUAAAGAAUAUAAUUAAAAUUAUUUUCUUUUGCAAAAAUCCAAUUUUCUGAAAUUUAAAACAGUCAUCUGUAUCUGUACUUCCUAAAAUAUACUUUGAGACAAUAGCAAGCUUACCAGGUUAUAGUUUCAAUGAUUAACAUGUUCAUUUUUUAAAAUACUUCAUAAAAGUUUAGCCAAAAUGUCAAUCACAAACCUGAUAUGCAAUAAAAUGAAAAGUUCUAGCAACUUAUUUUGUGCAAUUUUAAGUGGAGUAGUUCUUUAACAAACACCAGGAUUAGUUCAGUUUUUUCCCUUAUAUAAUUAAAUUAAGAUUUUUAGAUAAUAAAAUCAAAACACAAAGUUUCAAUACAGAAUCAAUAAAGAUAAUUUGUAUGCUCUUAUCUUAAAUAGUUUUGUAAAUAUUUCCAAAUUUGAGUAACAUUAGAAAACGUGAUCAUUUUAAUCAAUUAAACUUUUAUUAUUUUAUCUUUCACUCUUGUGUUUCUAAACUGAGAACAUUAAAACUAUUUCCAUAUUACUUUAUUGUAUAAAUGACUGUUUUUUUUAAUUAAUAGUAUAAAUUAAAUAACAAGAAUAAAUAAAACUAUUAAUUAAAAACACUUUUUAAAAACAUGCUUUUCAAACACUUGAAAUAUCUUGCAUAUUGAAUCAUUGUCAUAAAAAAUAUUUCAUUUUAAUAUUUGGUUAAGAUGCAGUGAGCUAAAAGUAUGAGAUAUACAUUGUUGAAUCACGUAGUUAAAAAAGAUAAACAUGUUUACUGGAACUGUAUUACAUUUUUUAAUUUUAUUCUGCGAAAGAUUUAUUCUUUAUCAUCCUACUACCAGAUGUCUGUACUUUUCAUUCCUAACAAAUAAUACACAAAUAGAUUUCAGGAAACUCUCCAGAGUAACUCAAUUUUAUAUCUUCAUUCCACUCAGUUCUUUUGACAGAAAAUUUGAAUAUAAUAUCUUGUUUUGACCAAAUCAUUUUGUUUUACUGGGGAAAAAAUCCAGACUAAAACAAAACUUGUAAUUUACUGCUGAUGAUCUCUUGAAUGUGAAACAGAAGUGUCAUAGGUUGGAUGAAAUAGAAGUCAGCUAUUUUUAUCAAACUGUAGGUUAUAUUAUACAUCACAUUGUGUUGUAGCAGUCAUCGUCAUAUAUUGCAAUGAGCUUCCUGUAUGCUUAUUGUGAUUUUAAGAUAAAUUAUUGGUUUAUUUAUUUAUUUUUUUUUUUACUUUUUUAUUGUGUGAAAGUGUUAAAAAAAAACGCAUACCUUAAGAAGCUGAAAAGAAAACAACACCUGCCUUUGUGUAAAAUAUUGUGUCAGAGAAUUGAUAGUAAACUUAAACCUGGUGGUGUAUACAUUUUAUAUUUCAUUAGUUCCUAAGAAAAGAUAUCUAAAACCAUGAUCAUUUGAAAAAUGAAUAAUUUCCAUGCUUGCCUUAUCUAAAGUAUUCGAUGAGUAUUAUUGUCUAUUGCUUUUGCUCUAGAAGUAUUAAGAAUUUUUUUAUUUUUUUUUUAAUAAAAAUUUAUUUCUUGAUUUAAAAAGAAAUGUACGAAACUAUUACAUGCGAUACUGAUCCCAGCAGACAAAACUUUUGUCUUUUUUAUAAACUGCAAAUAGGUAGGUUUCAUCCGGGUAGCAUGUCGAAUUCUUCUGUCUUCAUUGAUUUUUAGACUCAAAAAGCAAUGUCUUAUUAUUAUUAUUAUAGUUUGAAAUAUACUAUAUAAUUAGAAUCACUGAAACUCAACAUCUAAAAAUGUACAUUUGAAUUACAUCUUUUUGACCUACAUCUGAUUUUGAAAUAUUUUUGAGGUUGCUAUUGGUAUAUUUUACAGGGGUAAUGAUAUACAGUGUCAUAAUUGUAUGUCAUUAUCAUUUUUAAAAACUGUCUUCAAAUUGUCAAACUAAAUAAAGUGUGUACAUUAUUGAAUUUGUGUGUGUGUGUGCAAUAGCUCUUGCCUUCAGAAUACUAACAUUGGUUUUAUACUGUGAAAUGCUAACCCAUUGUGUUCCCCCUUUCCUCAGUCUCUCUCAGAUUGUGGUGUUUGUUAUUUGCUACUUUCUCUGUGUUCAGUGGGAAAUGUAGUGAAACUUAAUUCUUAAUGACAAUUUAUUUUUGUAUAAAAAGUUUUGCCGGCUUGUUGAGUUAAUAACUUUUCAUUUGGAAAUAAAGUACUAGUUUGUAUGAAAGUACAACUUUAAAAAAGAAAAUUCAGCAGAAAGCUAAUAUUUGUGAAUCUUUUUUUUUUUUUACAUUUAUUUAUAUAAAAAUUAUUAUUUGGUUAUUAAGAAUAUAAGAAAUAACUAAAGAGUUUUUCUUUGUUACUCAGACAGUUGAUAUUUCUAUUGUUGAUAAAUAUCCCAGUUGAUCUGCUUCUAUCAAACAUAUCCCAAACUACUGCACAAGGUACAACUGAGGAGCAAGUUAGCUGUCUACAUGAAGAUGUUUUUUUUCUUUGUUUAAAUUGUAUAUUUCAAAAUCUAUACAUGUCAUAAUUUGUAUACUCAGUCAAAUGGUCUUGAGAUGGCAUUGGUUCAUUAUUCAACUUAUAUACCUUUUUUAUAUUCGUUUUUGUUAUUAUUUGUUUGAAUCUUGAUCAUUAUUAACAGGUUUCAUUGAGCUAUAUUUUUAUUUCUAUAAUAUGCAUAUGUAUAGAUACACCAUUAGACAAGCAGACUUUAAAUUACCCAAAAGCUAAAAUCAAAUCAGUGCAAACAAAACGUUUCUAAAAACUUUUGAACAGGUUAGCCUCUAAAUGAUUUUGUUAAGUAUGUCUGUCUAUUUAUUUUAAGAAUAAAAUGAUCUAGUUAAAACUGUUUGUAUAAUUGAUGCAUUUUCUUUGUGCUUCAGUUUGAAAGUUAGACUAGUUUAUCUCCCUCUUUAUCCCUAAUUAUUGUACACUGCCAAAAACAAUGUAUUUAACAUAACUAUUAACAAUUUUGUGUGUUGAAAAUAGUGGCAUUUUAAUAACAAUUUGUUGUACACAUUUCUAGAAAUAAUAAUGCACUUUUUCAACAGUUUUUUAUCGUACAUCAUCUGUCUAAUCCAUUGUUUCAUCCUGGUCACUAAAAAAUCAAGCUCCUGAAGUAAUCAAUUUAAAACUAUUUCAUUGUUAUGUUGAUGUUUCAUAACAAAGAAAGUCAUAAUGUGCCUCUUAAUUGUGUAUAGUUUUUUUUUUUUUACAUUUGAAUCUUUUUAAACAAAAUAUCAAAAUAGUUUUUUCCUUUGCCAUUUCAAUUUUUUUUUUUAAACCCACUGAGAAUUUUUUUUUUACAAAAGAAAAAAGUAAAUUAAGAAGAUCUCUAUUACAGUUGUAUUGUUUUUAUCUGUUUUGUUUUUCUCCUUGGGCAUCAAUCCUAAUGGGCAUUAUACUAAAGUGUAACUUGACCUUGGAUGGGAUCUGUCUUCCUGACAUUGUAGAGAAUGUUGUUUUAAUAAAAUAUAGCCCAAAUAGUAAUUAGAAUUUUUUUAAAAACUUAUUUCUGAAACAAAAAGCAAAUGACCAAAAAUGAAUGUUUAGAAACAUACUCUCCUCUACUUUGAUGUUUAUCUUUUCUGGCUUUAUUUCUAACAUACUUAUUGAUAUCAUCAUAUAGUCCACACAAUUUUAUGAAAGUAAAUAUGUUUCUUUCCAUCAAAGCAAAACACUUAUUUGUGUUGAUGGCCCAAAAAAAAAUAUAAUUUCUUCUUAUAGAUUUUUUUUUUCUUUACCCUUUUGCAUUCUUCUUCCAGAACUUCACUCUGUCACUUCAACAAAGACAUAUUCAUUAGUUACAUUGAUAGUAUUAUGAUCUUAUUUCUAACCUCAUGUGUCAUGAGAAGAUGAACUGUAUUAAGUGCAUACAAAAGUCAUUUAGUCUUUAAAAACAAUCUUAGUUAUGUCACAAUAAAUGCAACAUUACUUUGAGUUUCCUAUAGAAGUUGUCAGGUUUGACAAAUCUGAUAGAAAAUUAAAAUGCAUAAGAUUUACAAAACAUUUUAGUUUUUUUUUAAUGAUUAUAUGCAGAAAAUACCUUUUCAGUAAUUUGUAACUAUCUAAUGAUUAUUAACUUCUUAUUAUAUAUUAUUUCAGUAUUUUAAGUUAGAACAAAAUAAAAGUCUAUAUCCCCCUUUUUUUCCCCCCUACAUUUUUUUAUCCACAAAAUUUGAUUUAAAAAUGUGAUUAGCCUCCUGAGUCAUAACCAUUAUAGUUUUAAUUUCCAUUCUCUUAUGGAUUUAGUUCCAUGUGUGCCUUGAAUAAUAUUCUGCAUUUUGUCAUUGAUUAUUUUCAAUGCUCUGUUUAUAUUUUUUUAAGUAAUAAAAAAAAAAACAGCUCAACACUAUUAGUCUUUGUCUUAGGUAGUUUCAUUCAAACUUUUCUGAGUCAGCAUUAAAGUAAAAAGCAUUAAACUGUUAAAUAUAUAUAUAUAUAUAUAUAUAUAUAUAUAUAUAUAUAUAUAUAUAUAUAUAUAUAUAUAUAUAUAUAUAUAUAUAUAUAUAUGGUAUAUGUGGUAUAUACACAUAUAUAGUAUAAUAGUAAUUUUUUGGAGCUGGUAGUUUCAAAAUUAGGAAAUAAAAUAAUGUAUUGUUGUAGAUUACUGUCCAAAUAUAUUAACAUUUUUUUUUAAUUGUUGCCAUAUUUUAUAAAUAUAUUUUUUUUAUAUUUGCAUCAUUGUUUUGACUCUUGUUGUUUUAAUUACAUUUUUAUAUGCACUAAUGUGAUGUAUAAUAAAUAAAUAAUAAAAACAUAAGUUAGUUCAUUUGUAUUUUUAUAUAUAUUUUUAAAGGCAAUUUUUUUUCACUUUUAUUAUUAAUUACUGUUUGAAGGAACAACUUCUUAUGUCUAAUUGGGUGUUGAUAUUUAGUUUAAUAUAAUUUAUGGUAUAGCCUCAUGAAAAUCUUGUACAAUUUCUUCAAAAUCUAAUUGUAUUGCUAUAUUUUUCUCUUGUGCACUUUUUUUUUUUUUUUUUUUUUUUUUUUUACACAUUAGGCAGCUAGCAUUUUCUAAAUUUUCAAAAGCUGUCAUAUUAGCUAGCUCUCAAAAAAAGCUCUGAAAGCAUGUCUGUCAUUAAUGUUGCCAUUAAAUUAAUCAACAAAAGUUGUCUAGUUCUCCUUAUCCUGUAUCUCUCUCACCAAUCAUUACUAGUAUUAAUUUUUGUAGAUUAUUUUGCCAGCUUGGUUUCUAACUAUUGUUUCUCAGUUUAAUAGAAAAAUAAAUAUAUCUAAAAAAUGUGGGUCAUUAAAAAAAAAAAAGUAAUUACAAGUAUUGCUUUGCUUAUUUUUCAACAAAGCUAUUUUUAAGUUUUUAAUGUGGUAUUAUUGGGUUCACCAUUGUGAAUUUGUUGUUUAAUUAGUAUAGUUUGAACACUAGAAGUACUAAUUUUAUUUUACUUGUUUGGUUUGGAGAUUAAUUUUUGCAUGUAAAAUGAAAAGUGAUUGUUUAUUUCUUUAAAUUGAAUAAAUUUAUUUAUGGUAUAUGUUUACUAUAUUGAUUAGUGUUAAACUAAUAAAUACAAUUAAAUACAAUGAAAUUUAGGCCUUUUACUCAAAAUAUUGCCACUCAUGUUAAAAUAUUUUUUUGUAUACUAUAAGUAGAUAUGACUAAAUUUCAAAGACACUUAUAAUUGUUAAUUAAGUUUUUGAGUAUUUUGAAAAAUAAAUGAAAUAAACAACAUAUGUAGAAAAAGUUUCACUCUGUAACAUUUUGUUUCCAAUAAUAAUAAUGAGAUUUGUAACUUAUAUGUGUGUUCUUCUGUCAUAUUUUUUUCACUGUGUUGAUUCAUAUAAGGUCAGUGGUGACUAAAUGGACAAUUUUUCAUGUCUUAAGGUUUUUUCAUAUUGUUGAAAUGUUUAAUGAUUGAAAAAAUUGUUAAAGCAAAGUUUCUGUAAAUUUUCCUUUAACAGCUAUACUCCAAUGCACCAAGGUUUCUUUUUCCAUAUAUUAAAAUCAAUAGUAUUUUAAUACCAGUAAAUUUUAGAAUAUAAAGAAAGCUGUAUCUUUCCAAGAUUAUACUAUUUAAUUAUGUCAAUGAUAUUUUCCCCUCUGUGAAUAGUAAAUUUGUUGGACAAAAAGUAAUUACUUAAAUGCAUAAAUGCUUGUUUUUAUGCAAGAUUGUUCACUGCAAAUAAGAUUCAAUAUUCAAUUUUUCAAAUAUGUCGGAAGAUGAAAUCAUACAAACCAGAAAACUUAGAAGCCUUAAAACAAAAUGUAAAGAAACAAUUUAAAAAAAAAAUAAACUUUGAAUUAAGAU